Messenger RNA from Plasmodium malariae, 3708 nucleotides. Its product is annotated as conserved Plasmodium protein, unknown function. The record is from RefSeq and is a predicted model, not a curated record. Lineage: Eukaryota; Apicomplexa; Aconoidasida; Haemosporida; Plasmodiidae. Gene Ontology annotation, molecular function: zinc ion binding. The coding region runs from base 1 to 3708 and encodes 1235 amino acids. The transcript is spliced from 2 exons.
AUGAAGGAUCCAACGAGUGAUAUGUAUGAAGAUGGGAAUGAUAAGAAUGUCAAUUUUGAAGAUGUAUAUAAAAGAAUUGUGGUUAAGGACAAGUUAUUAGAUGAAAAGAAGAGGAAGAGUAUAUUUAAGAACAUUGUUGAAGUGAGUAAGAUGAAAGAUUACAAUUCAAUUAUGAAAUAUGAGUAUAUAUUAAAACUUCAUUUUUUCAGUAGUAAUGUAAAUGUUUUAAAUAUAUACAAAUUAACAAAAUGUGAAUACGAAAAAGAGUUUGAUGAAGUAGCUAAAUGCUUAAAGAGCAAUAUAUUACUUAGUAUAGUUGAUACGAACACAAUAAAUGAUAAUAGUAGUGAACAUAUUGGAGAAUAUUUUUUAAAAAAUUAUGAAGAAUUAAGAAACUUUGAUUAUGUUAUUGGUAAUACUGAUUACCCUUUAGGAUUUGAACAGAAUACGAAUGGCACAUUUAAGGUAUAUUUAUUUAAAAUUAUACCGAGUAAAACUCUUUUAUUAAACAAUAGUAAUUUUGGAUAUAUCGAAAAGAAUGAAAUUCCUAAUUCCUAUGAUUCCAUUGCUGUUGAUAGAAGUCUAUACUGUAUGCGAAUGAAUUCAAAAGGGGGUGCCGAAAAAAAAGGGGGAAAUGAUCAUCGGAAUAAUAGUAUUAGGAAUGGCCAUUACACGUACAAUAGGUACUACAUCAACAGUUACAGUAACAGCCCCUUUAGUAGGGGGUAUAACGGAAAGAAUGGACUUCCGUAUAGCUACAUAUAUAAGGUUAAAAAUUCGGAGCAAGUACUUCCUUUGCUACUGAUAGAGUUUGAAUUCAAAUGUUUGAGGGUAGAUGUUAGUGUUCCUGUAUGUGAGAACUGUUGUAGCGCUCAAGCAAUUUACUACUGUUAUAAUGACAAAGUUCAUUUAUGUGAUAUAUGUGAUAUAAAACAUCACGAGAAAAAUAAAAUUUUAAAAAAUCAUAAAAGAAUUCAUAUAUCGGAGUCCCCAUAUCAAUUCGGAAAAUGUGCUUAUCAUCCAAAUGAAUUAAUUGAAAAUGUAUGUAUGAAAUGUUUUUGUAGUCUUUGUCCAAAUUGUAUACUAAUAGGUAAUCAUUCUAGAGGUACUUAUCGUAAUCAUCCAAUAACAAAUAUAAAAGAUGCGUUUAUAUUGUCAUAUCAGAAAAAGUCCUUAAGUGAUAUAAAUUUAGAAAAUAGGAAGAUUAGAAUAAUACAUUUAUUAAAAAAGAAACAUAAACAGUUAUCUGAAAUUUAUUCUAAUUAUACAUCUUUACAAAAAAGAAUAGAUACAUUAUAUAAGUAUAUAAUAAAUGAAUUAAAGAAUGUUAAAAAGAAAAAAAUAGAAUUUCUAAUGGCUUUAAAAAGGUCUGUGUUAUCAGAACUACUAACAAUAGAAUGGAUGGAUGCAUUUUUUUUUCAUACUAAAUUAUCUUUAAAAUUUUCAGACUUCAUAUUAUAUCAAAAGAAACAUGAACUACUUAUUGAAUUUUUAACUGCAAAAGUGAAAGAAACCAACUUCUUUAAAUAUAUUCCUCAUUGGGUUUUCCAAAAAAUAUAUGUUCAUUCAGAUUUGUACAUUUAUGAAGACAAUUUUUACAAAAUCAAUUUAGCUAACCAUGCAAGUAUAGAUAACACAAUAAUCGGGAAAAAGGAGAGAAAUCAUAAUAAAGACUGUCUUCUAAAAAUAAGUGAGAAUAAACUAGAAUCCAUGUACAAUUUUAACACCAUGUUUAACGACAAAAAUAGGCACUUUGCUCUUUACGAUGACGAUAAGUUGAAGGAGCAUCAUGACGACAGAAACGAGUGCUAUGCGAAAUUAGCUUUAACACAUCAAGCAGGAAGUAGAGACCAUGCAAGGGGAAAAGCGGGGGUGAUGAAUGAAACAGAGGUGAGAGAUGAAGAGGCAGCGGUGGACGUAGCAACAGGGACAGAAGCUGAAGCCCUUAUGAACUUGCUUUAUGACGGCAAUCCUUUUAGUGGAAAGAAUAGGGAGUAUCAUAAAUACGAUAUGAUGAACAAAGAGGAUAUAAAUGAAGUAAUUGAGCUUAGAGAGAACUACUGUUCCAUUUAUGAGUUAACUAGUGAGAAACAGAGCAACAAUCAUUUACUAUUAUAUACAAUUUUCAAAAACGAAAAAAUGAUGGAGAAACAAGCAGAAAUGUCAAAUAUGAAGAAUUCAUAUAUUUAUAAAGAAUUAUGGAAAAAUUUAUUAAAUUAUAAAUAUUUAAAUAUUAUACACAUAUUAAAAGUAAGAUAUAGUUAUUACAAUACAUUAGAAUUAGCUACUUCAUUUUUGAAUAUUUCAAAUUAUUAUAAUAUGUUAGAAGAUCUCGUAAGGCAUAUAAUUAAACAUGAAAUAUAUACACUGUUCAAUAAAAAUAUCGAUUAUCAUACUAAAAUGAAAGUAACUCAAUUGUUAGAUACAUGUACUACCUUAUUGUGUAUCAGGAAUUUUAAAUUGUCCUUUCUUGUUGACAAAUACGUAGAGAUGUGUUAUGUUGAGGUGGAGAAAAAUGAAAAUCAGAUCUUAGAAGAGGUAAAAAAUAUAAGGGGGAAGGAUAUGUAUUUGUAUGAAGUUUACUUAGAGCAAAAAAAAGGUCAUAACUGUAUCGUGCAGAACGGUGGUAGGAAGGGGGACAGAGCUGAUGAAAAUUCUGAACGAGUUCAUACAGCUACUCAACAUACGUCUGUCAUCAAUGGAACGGUAGCUGAUGAACAAAGUGCAGAUUUAAAUAUAAAUGAGAAACGGAGCAAAGGGGAGGAGAAAGAACUGGGGAUUAGAGAAAACGAAAAAAAAGGAAUUACAACAAAAAACUUAGGAAAUAGGUUAGGAGAGGAAGAUUAUACUAUGCUAGAAGAAGACAACUUCAUAUCUGAAGAAGUAAUUAACCAAAUGAAUAACGAUGUGGAACAUAACAAAUGGAUAAACAAGAAUGAACACGAAAAUAGAACAAGUGAUAUUAUAAAUGAUAAGGAAAAGGAAGAAUUUGAUAUGCUAAACAAAAUAAAAGAGUAUAUAUAUAUAUAUAUGGAAAAAUUAAUAAACGAUAUAAUAAACAUACCACAUAAGGAUUUGAAUGAUAGUAUACGAUUUUUAUUUUACUUAAUACAUGACGAAAUUGAUGGAACAAAUAAAAGUAUAAUAAUGAAUCAAAAAAAUUUUAGUAUACAUACCUUAACAUUAUGUCUAGAUUUAUUUCUAAAUUCUAUUCUAUAUCCGUACAUUAUCUAUGUACAUGAACAUAAUAUUAGUAAAAGCAUAAAAAAAAAUUCGUUAUUAUAUCAAAAAGUAAUAUUACUAUUUGCUCAGACGUUAAGAGAAAUAUCUAUAUACACCUUCCAGAUAUAUAAUAUAGGAAUAUAUGAAAAUAAUAUUAAAAUAAUUAUAAAUGAUAUUAGAAAUAACAAAAUCAUGCAGGGGAAAAUGACAAACGAUAACAUGUUUUUCUUGGACUCCUCUCAAAAGCUUUUUAGGUGGAUUAUCAAAAACUUAGAGGCCCCCAGGUACUACUCUCCAAUCAAGUGGAAUCCCAAUGAAAGCAUAGAAAGGAGCUACGAAAGAGUUGUAAGCGAAAUUAUAAGCAUCGACAAAUCUACGGCGGAGAAUUGUGUCAAUGAAAAUGUUGAUUAUAACAUAUUAUUUAGUACUAUAAAUUUUAAGGAUAUUUUGGCUCUGUGUUAUUCCGUGGAAAGAGACAAUGCGUGA